UGGCGUGUUCCUUUAAGCGCGCGCGCUGACGCAACUAAUUCGGUUAACGCCGCUGCUGCUGCUAAUGAUUAGCGGCUAACGAUAACAGCUGUCACUUUAAAGGACGAGGAAACGUAAAUGUGACUUGGUGGACAACUGUGGGCAAAACUUUCAUUGAAGUUUUUAUUCGAAUGUGUGGUAUAUGGGCCCUGUUCGGGAGCGAUGAGUGCCUUUCGGUUCAGUGCAGCAAUGCUAUGAAAAUCGCUCAUCGUGGACCGGACGCUUUCCGCUUCGAGAAUGUCAACGGCUUCACCAACUGCUGCUUCGGCUUCCACCGCCUCGCCAUCGUGGACCAGCUGUACGGCAUGCAGCCCCUGCGCGUCAAGAAGUUCCCCUACCUUUGGCUCUGCUACAACGGCGAGAUCUACAACCACACCAGGAUGAGGAACCACUUUAAGUUUGAGUAUCAGACUAAAGUGGACGGCGAGAUCCUUCUGCACCUGUACGAUCGCUUUGGAAUCGAGAAGAUGGCCUCCAUGCUAGAUGGCGUGUUUGCCUUCAUCUUGUUGGACACGGCUAACAGGAAGGUCUUCUUGGGCAGAGACACGUACGGCGUGAGACCGCUGUUCAGACUGCUCACCGACAACGGCUUUCUGGCCGUCUGUUCCGAGGCCAAAGGUUUGCUGGACCUCAAAACCUCCAUGUCCACUCCUGCAAAGAUCACUCCCUUCCCACCGGGACACUUUGAGGUGUUUGACCUGAAGACCUCUGGAAAAGUGGAGUCUGUUCAGAUGGAUCGCUUUCACUGCUGCACAGAAGAACCCAAGCAUGCUGCCUACAACAUCCUGGAGGGCCUUGGCACAGGCUUUGAACUGGAGACGGUGAAGAGCAACAUUAGGAUCCUGUUUGAAAGCGCGGUAAAGAAACGCUUGAUGGCUCACAGAAGAAUCGGUUGCCUGCUCUCAGGUGGUCUCGAUUCAAGUCUGGUUGCUGCUACUCUUGUGAAACUGGCCAAAGAAAAGCAGCUCCCGUAUCCCGUCCAGACAUUUUCCAUCGGUGCCGAGGACAGCCCAGAUGUUGCUGCCGCUCGCAAGGUGGCGGCGCACAUUGGCAGUGAACACCAUGAAGUGAGCUUCACUCCUGAGGAGGGCAUCCGUGCGCUGGAGGAAGUCAUCGUUCACUUGGAGAGCUACGACAUCACCACCGUGCGUGCCUCUGUCGGAAUGUACCUGAUAUCAAAGUACAUCCGUGAGAAGACGGACAGCGUUGUGAUUUUCUCAGGUGAAGGUUCAGAUGAAUUGACACAAGGAUACAUCUACUUCCAUAAGGCGCCGUCACCUGAAGCAGCUGCUGAGGACAGUGUGCGUCUGCUGGAAGAGCUUUAUCUGUUUGACGUGCUGAGAGCGGACAGAACCACAGCCGCACACGGACUGGAGUUGAGAGUGCCUUUCCUGGAUCACAGGUUCACAGCAUACUACCUCUCUCUGCCUGAGGAGAUGAGAGUGCCUAAGGACGGUGUGGAGAAGCAUCUCUUGAGGGAAUCGUUUAAAGGGCUGAACCUCAUCCCAGAUGAGAUACUCUGGAGGAGGAAGGAGGCCUUCAGUGACGGAAUGACUUCCAUGAAGAAAUCCUGGUACGCCAGUCUUCAGGAGCACAUCGAGGAUGAGGUGAACGACUGUCAGCUGGAGAAAGCCAGUGAGAAGUUCCCUUUCAAUCCUCCCACAACCAAAGAGGGCUUCUUCAUAAGGACGAUCUUUGAGAAGCAUUACCCCGGCCGCUGUGAGUGGACCCCACAUUACUGGAUGCCCCGCUGGAUCAAGGCCACAGACCCCUCGGCCAGAACCCUGUCCAUCUACAAGCCCGAUAAAGACCAGUAAUCCCAUCAAGCCUCAGACCACACAACUACAAUGUUGCCAUUAUUUAAAUGCUUUUUUUUUUUUUUUUUUUUUUGCCUUAUUUUCUCUGUUCCCUUUACUAGACUAUCUUUUAGGGGUUUUUUUUCCAAAUAGAAUUUAUAUUCGAGGUAUUUUUCGAGGUUGCCGUGUUACUGUAUCCUCUUAUCAGGUUAUAGGUUUCUAAAAUAUAGAAAUAGAGCUUUUCUUUUCUCUAACCAAAACAGGAGUGGGCUAGCGUGGCUUGUUGGUUAAAAUAAAUUGCACAGUAAUUGUUUCUUGUAAAAACAGACAAAUUGUCACAACAGUCAAGCUAUGGUGACCUAAUAUGAUGUAAGUUCAAGUCAAAAACACAGAAAGCUUCUUAGUUUGAAGUAGACUCCAUAUUCAGUUAUCCUGUCACAUUAGUAAGGAAUAUAUACAGUGCCGCUCAAAGGUUGGGGAUCGCUAGUUUUUAAAGAAGCCCUCUCCAAAUCCCAAAAAGAUGCGUUUAUUUGAUGAAAUACAGUACUGCUGUAAAUAUUACUAGUUGAACACAUUUAAUAAUUUGCUGAUGCGAAGCUUAAUUUUCAGCAUCAUUACGGUUUUCUUCAUAGUGUCCCGUGAUCCUUCAGAAAUCAUUCAAAUAUACUGAUUUGCUGCUCGAGCAAUUUAAGCACUUAUAGUUAGGCUGAAAUGUAAGUAGUAAUGUUACAAAGUUAUAUUUCCCAAAAAAAAAGAGUUGCCCUUAACUUCUGAAUGGUAGUGUACAUGUAUUUUGGGUUUACUGGUGAAUGAACUAAUAAUUGUUUUUAUAAUAUCUGGACUGAAAACCUUGGACUAUGCACUUCUCCUAGAUUCCUGCAGUGGGACUCCCACUUUAAUGAUUGUAUUUGUGUGCUAAUUGACCCAAGUAAAUUAUUGUUUGGCUAUUUAAAACAUUCCCGCUGCUUUUAAGCAGUUAUUUAUUCUCCCCCCAACCCCCCUUUUUGUAUGUUCUGUGGUGCGGCAUCACUUUAAACUAGAAAUGUGCUCUGAAUUCGAGUAAAGGAUGGUGCAUGUAGUGUGACUGUUUAAAGUUUUAGACUUUAAUGUGCAACAUUCUGAGCUAUCACAUUAAACGAUCUGGUCGUGGUAUUGAUGAA
Molecule: messenger RNA, 2995 nt
Organism: Puntigrus tetrazona (Sumatra barb)
Lineage: Eukaryota; Metazoa; Chordata; Actinopteri; Cypriniformes; Cyprinidae
Gene: asns
Product: asparagine synthetase
Exons: 12
Coding region: 171-1856 (561 amino acids)
Cellular component (GO): cytosol
Molecular function (GO): asparagine synthase (glutamine-hydrolyzing) activity
Source: RefSeq, a predicted model, not a curated record